Molecule: messenger RNA, 1460 nt
Organism: Pecten maximus
Lineage: Eukaryota; Metazoa; Mollusca; Bivalvia; Pectinida; Pectinidae
Exons: 2
Coding region: 36-518 (160 amino acids)
Source: RefSeq, a predicted model, not a curated record
GAAUAUUGAAUGAGUCGUUGCCAGUCGGAAUUUUUAUGUUGAAAUGUCUGUUUGUGGUUGCGAUUUCCUCCAAGAAGAUGAUGUUGAAAAUCGGUGUCGCCAGCUGUCUGUCUUUGGCCGUUCUUACCAUCUUUAACAGUCACGUGACUGCGCAACCAGAUCCGGACAUGUGUGAAUGUGAAUGUGAUUAUCACGACAAGCUUCAAAAGUGGAAAGAGAGAGCCGAGGAAGAAAAACGUCUUAACGUCACCGCUGAGGAAAAACGAGAGGAGGCAGAAAUCGAGCUCAAAAACACCAAACGACAACUAGCAGUUAACACGUCAACGCUGUCCUCCAACACCCGGAAGUAUGUCAGCGCCGAAGACAACCGAACUACCGCCGUUAGCCUCGGUUUCAUGGGAGCUGUGUUAAUAGCCUUCAUGGUAGCUGGUAUUGUCGCGUGUGACUUAAUUUCAAUCAAGCAGCACGUGUACGCCGCCAGAACCGGUGACUUCGCACACGCCAAGAAACAACGUUAGGUUUUCACUGGACACGUAAACGGUGAUAUGUGUUGCAAUCUCUCUCAGAGUGCCUUACGCAAGCGUGGACAAUAUUACGUAGCGGAAAAUACCGGUGCUUGCCGGAAAGAUCCGAAGAUCCUGUCAGUGUCGUGUGUGUUGAUGAUGUGUCGUAAUCAGUUGAGUUUAGCCGAGUUGAAGAUCUUUUAUAGAGAAAGACAAGAUGUUUCACAAUUUAAUUAUGGAUAUAUUGCAUGUUUACAGAAAUGAAUUAAUAAUGGCAGAAAUCGUUCACUUUAAAGAGGGCAUUCCUUCGUUCCGACAUCAGGAACGUGCAAAGUUUCUAUUGAUAAAAUCUAAUCCCAAAUGAGGAUUAUAUGAGUUUUUGUGUCUACCAGUAAUGAAAGUAACGCCGAAAUGUACAGAAAAAAUGACGACGUUUCGUACACAAAUAACGUUUUAUCUUUGCGGUAAUUAGUGAUACUUCGAGUCCAAUUAAGAAGUUUAUGAUUCAAUACUUGAAGCACUUUGGUUUCCCUUGAAAGUAAAACUGACAUGUUAAUUUAAAGAUUAUAGCUUUGACUUCUUGGGAAAAAUACACAUUAACUUUCGUUUUGGCGACAUACACUUUAUUCAGACGAAGGAAUGUCCCUUUAAUUCAUUCUAUCAUAGAUUUUAUAACUGUGUUUUAGUUACUUAUAUUAAUGUAAAAAGACCGGCCAGGACGUCAGCCCACGAGCACAAAAGUUAUGAUAGUGAGCGUGUAUCAUUACAAAUACCGAACGAGACAUUGUCUUCAGCCACCGUAUCAGUUCAGCAUGCCCCGCCUGGUCACGGUCCUCAAUCUAGAUUAAAUAUGGAUAAUGUCGAGUCUACGGAUUAGAAAUAUUUCUCGCAAUACAUUCAUAUAUAUAAAAAAAUCUUUAUUUACAUUUUCUCAAUAAAACAUUAUUUUCAAAUUAA